AUGGGGAAAGAAGCGCAAGAAAUGCGAGCUCGCAAAAGUCGACGGAAUGUGUCAUGCGUAAAUUGUGACAAGACCAUGAGCUGGGAAUAUUUUCGCAAUCACCACGUACCCACAGUUCACAAUGGCAAAAAAGUACCUGUUAAAAUUAUUUCUACUGCAAAAGCCCCAGGAUCUUCUUCUAAUAUUAGAAACCUUUUUGCGUCGUCUCUAACUGCUGUGAGUAUACAAAUUUAAUUUUGUUUUUAAUUGAACAAUCAACUACUAGCAGUAGCCAGUACAUGUAUACCAAGGGGUGCGUGCAUUUCAUUUACUCAGGCAGGUGCCGUACAGGAUGAAAUGGAUAAAACCCGUACAGAUAAUGAAGCAGGAAAUUCAAAAGAUGCUACUGUGGUUGAGCCAGAAGUAAAUGUAAGUUGUGUGUGAGUUUAAGUCUUUAACGAAGCCCCAAUGUCAUUAUGGCACAUUACUUAUGAAUUUAUUAAUAAAAUUUAUUAUAUACAGUGUACAGUAGCUACACAUGCAUUAUUAGAUUGCUUCUAUUAUUUUUUCAGGAAAAUUUAGACAUUUCGUUUAUGAAUGAGGGUGAGGAACUAGGAGAUAGUUGUAUAAUAACAACCAACCUCAAGAUAGUGCUGAAGUAUGUUUCGAAUUAAGGACUAAUAUUACAUAAUUACGUACAGUAUAUGGUAUUUUGUGCUAUGAAAUACUAAAAAGACUUAAUUUAAUAUACGUCUAUAUACUGUACCAUUACAUCAUAAAUUAAGAAACUUUGUUCGUUGUUAUUUAAAUUGCACAGGAAACACAUUUGCUAGCCUUAACUAUCGUAUCAGAUGAAGAAAACGUGGAAGAUGGUCAACACGUUAACACCAUAUCAGACGAAGAAAGCGUGGAAGAUGCCCAAACCAUUAACACCGUAUCAGAUAAAGAAGACGUAGGCGAUGGGAAAGACGUUUACCAAUUACCCACUGAGGAUGCUCAAAAAUAUUCCCCGGAAUUUUUAUUGUGCGCUGCUGGUAAUCUAGAGCAUGUAGCUGUACAGUUUGCAAACUUUGGGACAAGCUUGUGAGAGGCUCCUUUUCUUGACGUAGAUGCGUGUUUGAGUGAGAUAAUAUCUUCCUGCAAAAGUAUUGUUGAUUCUGUUCAACAUGUGCAAAAAGUAGCUGAGAAAAAUACCGUGCAACGUAGUAACCACAACGACAGUUUGGACCAAAUACAUAUUUUUGAAAACCCCUCCACACAGCAUGAUCCUUAAAAGCGACCAAAAAUACUUUCUGAUGCCAACACAAGGUAUCUUAUCAAUCUUGGUCCUUGUCAGCCGAAGUUAAGUAACUUUCCAAAGAAUUCUGACAUCAGAAAGUCAGUACAAAAUCGGAGUAUAUAUAGCAUCUCGAACGACUCUGAUCGUUGUUUUGUGUGUUCUCUAUUUCCAUCUGGCAUUGAUCUCCCAAAGCUGAAGAUGCCUGGAUAAAAGGUACAAGAAGUUGGAAUAAAGUGAAGGGCAGUCAAGGAAAAGGCAAACAAGGAAAAUUAAACAAGCACUUUAGCAGUAAAUCCCAUAAGGCUUUAUUGCAAGAUUUUGUUAAUUUUUGCCAAGAAGACCGACAUAUUGAAGUGUUAUGGGACAAGGAAAUCCGUUCGCAGAGAUGAGAAGCUCCUGCAAGACCAGAGAGAAGUGAUAUCUAUUUUACUAGACAUUUCAAGAACACUUGCCCGACAAGGACUUGCGUUCCGGGAAAAUGAAAAUGAAGACGAUGGAAACUUUUGCCAAAUAGUUGGAUUGAUGAGUCGGCACGUUCCCUCGCUUAAAGGAUGGUUAGACUCGCGAGCAAAACGGAAGUAUAAAACAACUUACUUGAGUCCUGAGAGCCAGAAUGAAUUUAUCAAGAUGUUAGCCGAUGAAUGCAGAGAAAUGAUAGACGCAGAGAUAAGCAAGGCUCCUUUUACAGCUGUAAUUGCAGAUACCACCCCAGAUGUGUCAAAUGAUGACCAAAUGGCUUUCGUUGUUCGAUUUGUUAAUGAAGAGGGAAAACCAUGCGAACGUUUACUCGAGACCAAGAUAGUAAUCGAUAAGACGGGCGCAGGCCUUGUAAAAGCUAUUUUGAAAGCAGCACAAGUAAGAAAUGCAGACACCACCACCAUCAGGUAUCAAACGUACGACAGCGCAUCAUCGAUGUCAGGAAAAUACAAAGGGGCACAACAGAUUUUGACGAGAUCUGCCAAAGCUUGCAAGAAAUAUCUCAAGAUAGGAAAUUUGACCAAGAGAGCAGAACCAAAGCAUUUGGGUUGCUGAGCAAAAUAAAAAGCUUUGACUUUAUUUUUGCUGCUAUGUUCAUGAAGAACAUAAUGUUUAAAAUGAAGAUGAUGGUCGACCUUCUCCAGACGGAAGAGUUGGAUGUUAGCGGUACUUUGUUGGCGAUACAAGAGACAAGAGACAAAAGACAGUCUCAAUAGAAUUAGACAGGGCGAAGAAAUUAGAAGAACCGAAAACGCCAUUGAUAACGAAGUCCAGGCAGCGUGCCUAUUCGCUAGUCAAUUCAACGUUGACGCAGAAGCUGAAUUUCAAAGGAUUCAUCGAAAACGUGUCCCACCGAGACGUCUGGAUGCAAAUCCUGAAACUCAGACCAAUAUGUCUAUGGCAACGUUUUAUAGAAAAGAGGUGUUAUCUCGACACAAUGGUGGAGGUGUUAUCAGCAAAGAUAAAUGGCCUGGGGGACUCAUUUAG
Messenger RNA from Paramuricea clavata, 2722 nucleotides. The record is from the annotation of a GenBank genome assembly. NCBI's taxonomy places the organism in Eukaryota, Metazoa, Cnidaria, Anthozoa, Malacalcyonacea, Plexauridae.